AAAUAAGUAAAGUGACACUUAAUAGUAUUAAAUAUGUGCAAUCGGUUACAAGCAAUACAUUUAAGUAACUGAUUUUUACACGAGACUGUUCACAUACGUUUAUUUUAAUAUCAAGAAUGAACCGUAAAUCACAAUAUUUCAAUGUGUAAUUAUAAAUUGUAUGAAUACUGUUAAGAAAUAUUUCAUAAUUGCAUUAUCAGUAUUUUGUUAUCACCGCAUGCGAUUGUGACUCAAGUGGUAUAUUUUACGUAUUUAAGUGACCGCGUACUCGAUCGGAAAUAGUUUGCUUAUUGUUACAUUUUAACAAGUGUAUAGUAUAAACUUUAGAUGCGUGUAAAUUAUGUUGUAAAACACAUUAUUGAAUACAUAUGUUUAAACCAAGUGUAUAGUGAAAAUAAAGGAUCUUCAUGUAUUCUUACAAUGGGACAAACGCAGGCGACUACACAUAUAAACAUUAAGGAACAACAGAAUGACCAACAGACCUGCGAUGUCAAAGAUAUUUGCCAGUUGUCUGACGGACGAUUCUUGGUCACGGAUCACGCAAACAACCGACUAAAACUUCUAGGUGUCAACUACGCUCUCGUGGCGUCGCUCGCAACUGAUGGCUCCCCCUUCGGCGCGUGCGAAGGGGAACCGGGUCAGGCCAUUGUUACAAGUCAGUUCAUCGGUAAAACUCAAGACAGUGUAGUCCUAAUUGCAGUUGGUAAAUCUUUGAGUAUUAAUAGUUAUUUCAAUGUUGAUUAUCGUUGUUACGGUAUAGCGUACGCUGGCGGACGCGUCUAUGUCUGUAUGGGCAGUCGGCUAAACGUGUCUGAGGAAAAGUCUAGCCAUGUGCUUCGAGACGAACCUGAUAAUCUGCCUGGUCACGUGAGAGUAUUCUCUUUAUCAGGAGAAGUCUUGCAGACGAUCCCCAAUGAUUUGGACUUAACCGUAUUUAGCGAACCUCGUUACAUCCAGUGGAGCAGAGACACAAAGGAGUUUCAUGUAAGCGACUUAACAAAGGGCGUGGUUACCAUAGAUACCCAAGAGGAAGUGCACUACACAGUGCCCAAACAAUCAGACUUCACCUCGCCCCAGGGCCUCUGUGAAAACAUCAACAAGGACAUUAUUGUCUGCGAGAGCAAGUCACACGCAUUGGUUCAAAUGACCUUGAGUGCAAAACAGGUCAAGGUCACGAUUCAUGAGUCUGAGAGGUUAGAACGCCCUCAAGCAGUAUGUUUUGAUAAUAAAAGAAACAAUUUAUUGGUGGCGUGUCAAAUGAGUGAUGUGAUAGAAAUAUUUAAUGCAACGUAACACGGGUUUUGUUUCAAAGAUAAACACUUUUUUCUCGUGACCUAUCAGAUAGUUUGUUAACUAAACGACAUUAAAUUUAAAUCGGACAUACGUCGGCCCUUUCCAUAGAUGGAUAACAAAAAAUGCCGAUAGCGCUAUCAACAUUGGCUGGUGGCAAAACUACGUAACUGCACGAGAACAAUUGAGAAAAAAUGGAUACGCGCUUGUCGGUAUCGAUGAAAAUGAUUUUACAGUUUUAUUAAUACAGUAGACUCUCUGUAAACCGGACGGUCUCGGGACCGGCCUGAUCGUCCGGUUUUCAGAGAGUUCCGGUUUACCAAGAGUUUUCAUAUUGCCGAAAUAUACAUGGUAUGCAUUGUGUACAGAAUCACAUUAAAAUAAAACAAACUAUAUACAUUUACAUGUACCAUGUGAUAACUGUACGCAGGGACUGAUGAUGUUAAUUGCAUUCUUAAAAAAAAUGUGUUUUUAAUCGAUUAAAAGCAAAAAAAAUCCAUACCGACUUGUUUUGAUUAUUCCCAAAGUAAGCGUGGUGCUUUAUACAUGUACGUACGUGGCAUUUGUCAUAUAGGCGAGUGACGACACAAAUAAGAUUGUUGUAGAUACACGAUUUAUUAUUCAAUACAUACAUGUACCACAUUUCAAAAAACAUACACACAACCAAAAAACAGCGUCAUAAUUAUUUUUUUAGAUAUUCAUAAUCUCAAAAUCUCCUGGUAGACGUUCUUUUUCUUCAAGAUGUCGCCGACCGUUGACUUCCCGAUCUUGAAGCGCUCGCCGAGUGCCUUCAGAGAUGGUUUUGGUUGAGCAGUUGAUUCCGUGAUGAGCUUUAUCUUAUCCUAUAACGUAAAAUACCCGAGAAGAUCACAAGAAAGUGAUCGUCGCAACGGCAUGCAUUAAUUUUUCAAUUAAAUUGUUUAUCAUAGGCGAUAAUAAAUAAUUAAUAAAACGAUCGAGUCAAUCACGCUUUGAUGUUACCGCACGUCUAUUAUAGACAUUCACAGUUUGUUUUACAUUACUUAAUCGGACUCCCAUAGCGCGGUAACGACUUGACACCUUUAUGGUAUGUUUAAUCCGAUUAUCGAUAAUUGCGCGAGCAAAAUGUGUGACACCGCACUCGCUGUGCUGACUAGGUAUUGUUAUUUUCACGCCUCGGGCAUCUUGAGAAUUUAGACCGUCCGGUAUACUCAAUGUAUUUUACGUUGAAAAUGACCAAAUUUACGGAGAUACCCGUCCGGUUUCCGGUUUUCAGAGAGUUCGGUUUAUUCAACAUUUUUUUAACAAAGAAAUAGAAGGAGAAAAUACGGGACUGGCCCGACCGUCCGGAAUCGGGAGAGUUCCGGUAUUCAGAGAGUCCGGUAUUGGCAGAGUCUGCUGUAUAUGAAUUUGGUCAAUUCUUGCUAUCUACUCAGACACAGUACUAUCGGCAUUAGGCUUAUUCGCUGUUUGACGAGCGGUGCGCAAUAGGACAUCGAUUUGGUAACUUGCCUGAAAACAUAUGACGUUGUUCUCUCAAGAAAUAUUUUUGAAAUUCCAUACUUAAUCCUGUUGGCAUGCUCACUGUUUAUAGGCAUAAAUUAUUCGCAGCUUAUUCCAGUAAAGGAUUUACCGAUUGUUGAACUUAUAGUCGCAAAGGCUCCGCGAACAGAUUAAGCUGGUGCCACGCAUAGCCCGUUUGAAUACACAUUACAGGAAAUAGUUGAUUAAAUUAUAUGUGUUUAUAAAUCGUUAUGUUUUAUUUCUUUGACAUUUUACCGUUACCGGUUUGUAACGAGGCAUUUCUUGAAGAAAAAUUAACUUACAUGUUCUUAUAUUUAAUGAGUGUGUUUUAGACAAAAAACUAUAAAAUGGCGUCAAUAAAAAAUACAUCGAGGAUGGAUAGAUAAUUUAGAAAUAUUGUUUACAUGAGUACUUAAGAUGUGCUAUAAAUCGUGUUCAUUUUACCACUGGCGCUUUUAUGUUGUAGCCUAUGUAACGGAAAUUGAACGUACAAAAGCUUAACAUAUAGCUUUUACAAACUCAGCGUAUCGAUGUAAAUUGGCGGAUUUAUUUCACAUUACAAAAAAGAAAAUUCACGUAUAAAUUGCAAUACAUUUGUUGCCCUUUUAUUGGCGAUGUUCGAUUUUCAUUAUUCGUUAACCUGCAUGCUAAUAUUCUAUUUUGAAUUACCAUCAUAUUGGUUUAGUUAGAAUUAAAUUUUGUAUUACAGUGACUAAUAGAAGUAAUUGGUAUUUAUUAUUUUUACCAACGACGUCGAUAAAACAUUCAGAUUUCAAAAUAUCAUCACUUACAUCAGAACGAAAUGUAACAAUGUAUCUAGUCAACACUUAAUUAAUGCCAGUCCUUAUCGGAAAGCAAUACGCAUAUAUAUCGUAUCUAUGUUUAUUUGUAUUACAUAAAUCAUAAAUAUGUGGCUAAAUAAAUGUAUGUUUGUGUUUGUUGAA
This is a messenger RNA of Dreissena polymorpha, 3737 nucleotides long. RefSeq lists its product as uncharacterized. The transcript is spliced from 2 exons. The coding region runs from base 328 to 1293 and encodes 321 amino acids. NCBI's taxonomy places the organism in Eukaryota, Metazoa, Mollusca, Bivalvia, Myida, Dreissenidae. The record is from RefSeq and is a predicted model, not a curated record.